AUGGCGAAUGGAAUUCCGGGUCAUGAGGAGGACCUCCAUCGCCGACGUAUGGCAAUCCUCAAACCCAAGUUGGAGGCUCAUAACAGAAACUUCAUCCACUUCCUCAAGAAAUCUUGCAACAGUAGCACCAUUUUCCUCCUCCUAAUUUUGGACAUUCUGUCAUUUGCCUUUAGGAUCAAGGAGAAAGGACUGAGCACAGGUUGGUAUGAAGCGGCUGUUAUACUAAGUGCUGUCAUUCUGAUCGUCAUAGUCCAAUCCAUUUGUGACUCUCGGAAUGAAAGUUCACGUCAGCUAUCAACAAACCAGCUUUGGCAAAAUCAGGAACCGAAAGUUCAUGUUUUGAGAGGGGGAUGCCGUCAAACUAUUUGCAUCUCCGAUGUCCUCUUGGGAGACAUUGUGCUAUUAGAGAAGGGGGAGCAAGUUCCUGCUGAUGUGAAUGACAAAGCUGAUCCCAUCAUCAAUGAUCAUAAUCCAUUCGUGUUUUAUGGUUUCAAAGUAACUGAUGGUACUGGAAAAAUGCUAGUGACCCCAGUUGGUGCCAAGACAAAGUUGGGAAAUAUGUUGAGCAGAGCUCGUCCAUCAAAAAGGACACCAGUAGAGGAGCAACUCAGAAAGCUGAGCAAUUCGACACAAAUAAUCGGUAUUGUCAUCUCAAUAAUCAUCAUUGUUGUGUCGUUCUCGCGGUUCAAGCUCAAGAAGGAAUAUGAUAAUUCAGGCCUGCGGGACUUCUCAGGGAAGUCACAUACUCUGAAGGGAUUAUAUGAAGCUAUAAAGAGAGUUGCCCUGAGACCACAAGGGAUGUUAACUAUGCUGACUUCUUCACUUACUUUGCUACUAGUUGGAAUAGCCGAAGGACUACCAUUAGCAAUUACUAUUGCCAUCACUUGCUGGAACAAGAGGAUGCUAGGUGACGAGACUUUCUUAAUUCUUUGA
Messenger RNA from Rhodamnia argentea, 933 nucleotides. RefSeq names its product putative calcium-transporting ATPase 13, plasma membrane-type. The record is from RefSeq and is a predicted model, not a curated record. Gene Ontology annotation, molecular function: P-type calcium transporter activity. NCBI's taxonomy places the organism in Eukaryota, Viridiplantae, Streptophyta, Magnoliopsida, Myrtales, Myrtaceae. Gene Ontology annotation, cellular component: intracellular membrane-bounded organelle. The coding region runs from base 1 to 933 and encodes 310 amino acids. The transcript is spliced from 2 exons.